Elaeis guineensis (African oil palm) is the source of this 1706-nucleotide messenger RNA. Its product is annotated as zinc finger protein 4. NCBI's taxonomy places the organism in Eukaryota, Viridiplantae, Streptophyta, Magnoliopsida, Arecales, Arecaceae. The record is from RefSeq and is a predicted model, not a curated record.
AGUGCAGUGCCAUUCCUUUUCCAUAAAGAAGGAAAAAAAAAAUUCCUUUGCUUGUGGUGGUGAUAGUAGAAAGAGGAUCUUUGUUAUUAAAGGGACUGCCCACUUUUUCCCCACCCAGAAUUCCACAAAAGAACACAGUGUCAUACCUUUUCUCAAUUUUCUAUACCCAUGCCCUUUUCUCUGCCACCUUUGUCCUCCCCCACCGGCAGUCUCCCAACCUCUGCUUUCCAUAAUUAAACAUCACUACAUGCCACUAUGCUUACCCACCCAACAUCACUUCGUCCCCCUCCUCCUCUCUCUUUCUCCUGUACUAGAAUCAAAACAACACCCGUGAGUCCAGUUUCCCACAAAGCAAUGGGGAGGACGCAUGCAGCUCCAUAGUUGAUUUUAAUUUCCUAGUCCUUCUACAAGAUGCUUGGAGAAUGAAAAUACCUAGUACUUGUGUAUUCAAGGGACUGAUUGCUAUCCUGUAUGCAGUUGCUAACUAACAAGGCUUUCGAGUGCAUAAACUGAUCAGAAGCCCUGUGGAAGACUAAAGCCAUGCUCAUAGUAUGUUGCUGAAGAAAUAGUCCAUCUUCCUUGCUCAGCCGGCCACUUUAGAUGCUCCCAGAUAAGACUCAAGAGAACAUGUGAUCUUUUUCCACUAUCAAAUCUGAAGGAGACACAAAUCCAACCUACCAGAUAAGCAUUUCCCUCGGGCUUCAACAUGAACACAUCCAACCAUAUUGAAGCAUCCGAAGAUGUGUCUGAAGUCAGCAGUCAAGUGGCUUCUAACAUCUCUCUCCAACAGUCCUUCCCAUGCCACAACGAGGAGGGUGUGCCCAUCUCUCUGCAGCCUACAUCACUCGACCUCUCGCUCACCGUCAAGUUAGACUCAUCAUCACCAGCUGUUAUCUCCUUGUCGAGCACCAGUGAGAGCAGCAGCGAUACACGUGCUUGCAAUGCUCCCAACCCCCGGAGAGUCUUCUCCUGCAACUACUGCCAGCGUAAGUUCUUCAGCUCCCAGGCCUUGGGUGGCCACCAAAAUGCUCAUAAGAGAGAACGGACUCUUGCGAAGAGGGCCCUUAGAAUGGAUGCAUUCCCAUACGCUUAUGGGAGUAUUGCAUCACUGCCCCUUAAUGGUUCGGUAUUCCACUCACUGGGAAUCAAGGCUCAUUCUUCAGUGCAUCGAGGCAUGGUUAAUGAGAGGCAGGAAAGCAGGAGCAGUCCAAGGUUUGCCCGGGGCUUGCUCGGGCCAAUGCCGGACUUUGCGGAGGAUGAUGAAGUGAAUUUUUACUGGCCGGGGAGUUUCCGGCCAUCGACAAACUCAGGUUUUGAACUGAUGGGGAAUCCUAACUUGAAUCGUUCGACCAGCGAUCCCCUCACAGUUGAGGAGCUUGAUCUUACUCUCAGACUUUGAGUGGUUGGUCUUUGUUGUUGUUCUCUAGUAUUUGCUUUUUAUCUUGAUAUUUUUAUUUUUGUGGACAAGUGUUUCUUCCAAUGUUGUACAGGAAGGUAUGUGAUGGAACAUAUAUAGGUCUUUGCUGUGAGUCUUUUUUCUUUUAUCUAGGCUAAGCUUAAUUUGUUUCCUCGUUGAAUCAUAUUUAGUGAUCGGUAUGUGUUUUUUUUUCCUUUUUCAGAAAAAAAAAUAUUUUGUGCUUGUUAUACUGAUGCUGGAUGUUGCUUGUAUAUUUGGCUAUAUUCAAAUCUAAUGGUUAUUGUUUGCC